Molecule: messenger RNA, 1202 nt
Organism: Chenopodium quinoa (quinoa)
Lineage: Eukaryota; Viridiplantae; Streptophyta; Magnoliopsida; Caryophyllales; Amaranthaceae
Product: E3 ubiquitin-protein ligase RNF170-like
Exons: 5
Coding region: 419-988 (189 amino acids)
Molecular function (GO): ubiquitin protein ligase activity
Source: RefSeq, a predicted model, not a curated record
UCCGAGUUUCACAUAAACAAAAUUCAAUCGUUUAUUGUUUCCAAUUAGAAGGAGAUGUCGUUAAACAAGCUAAAAAAUGUUUCAUGAAAAUAUGACCGUAUACCCGAUUUCGCCCAAUGCCAACCUCUUAUGGGGCUAAAAACAGCCCUCCAAAAAAAAAAAAAAAGAAAAAAAAAAACAAAUUAAAGAGAAGAACACUUAAAUUGGGCCACCGCCUACAAAUCAGUAUUUUAAUUAAUUGGAUUUAGACAUCAAAUCACACGACGCAUUAAAUUGAGGAUGAUUGUGAUUUUUCUUAGCAAUGAAGGAGAGAACCCCAGAAUCAAAUACCAAGAAAUAACCAAGAAAAACAGAAAAUUUUCCAUUUUAAAGAGAAAAAAUUGAUUGACAAGAGAAAAAAAAGAAAAGAAAAGAAAAAAUGGAGGGAGAUGGUCCACCUGUGAACGAUUGCUGUACGAUUUGCCAUGACAACUUCAACAUUCCUUGCCAGGCUAAUUGCUCUCACUGGUUUUGCGGGGGUUGUAUUUUACGAGUUUGGGAUCAUGCAUCAGCAUUGCGACCAUGCUUAUGUCCUUUGUGUCGCCGUCCCAUUAGUUUGUUAAUACCUACUGAAUCUUCCCGGGAACAACGGGCUAAUCCAGAAGUUGCAAAUAUUAUAGGGAGGAUUGAAUUAUAUAACCGUCAAUAUGGUGAACGCUCCAGUGAUUUCAUGCAGAGAUUGCGAGACCUUCCCUUUCUUCUUCGAAGGUUAUUGCGUGAUUUGAUGGAUCCUCAAAGAUCUCUGCCAUUUAUAAUCAGAGCUCGAAUUUAUUUGGCAGUGUUUUGCAGUGCCAUAUAUGUAUUGAGUCCAGUGGACAUUAUUCCCGAAGGAGUACUUGGAAUCAUUGGCCUUGUGGAUGAUCUGAUCCUGGUACUUACUUGCUUCUUGCAUGUAGCUGCCCUAUAUCGAUCUGUUCUUGUUUUUCGUCAUGGUACUCAUGGAGGUUAAAGAGGUUUUCCAUCAACUUUGAAUGCUCAAGCCACAAAAAUACAGUUGACGCCAUGAUUUGUAGCUUAGGGCUUUUACUAUUUUUUGUCUGUGUAGUUUGUUAGAUUUUUACUGUGGUUUUGAAAUUGUAUCAGCAUCAGCUUUGCCCCUAAACGUUCAUAUAACAAGUUCCGAUUAAUCUCAUAGUUUCAGUUUUCAUUUUUCAAUUUAUCAA